Messenger RNA from Schizosaccharomyces japonicus yFS275, 1119 nucleotides. RefSeq names its product NASP family CENP-A chaperone. Gene Ontology annotation, biological process: CENP-A containing chromatin assembly. Bases 1 to 1119 code for a protein of 372 amino acids. NCBI's taxonomy places the organism in Eukaryota, Fungi, Ascomycota, Schizosaccharomycetes, Schizosaccharomycetales, Schizosaccharomycetaceae. The record is from RefSeq and is a predicted model, not a curated record. The transcript has a single exon. Gene Ontology annotation, cellular component: nucleoplasm.
AUGGAAACCAUCGACCAACUAGUUGUUCAAGGGAAUAAGGCUUUCUCUCAAAAGCAUUACGAGAUUGCUGCUGAAAAAUACAGUGAUGCUCUAGAAGUUUUGGAGCAAAAAAAUGGUCCCGACAAUAUAGAAAACCGCAACGUUCUGUGGCUGUAUGGACGGACGUUGUUUGAAAUAGCUCUCUCGAAGAGCCAAGUCCUCGGAGGCGGAAUCACUCCUGCUAUCGAAGAGCAACAACAAAAGGAAACUGACUCUGGUCCCACUGUCGUCGGCUCCUUUGCUUUUACCGGAGACAAGCUGGAGGACAGAGUCGAGCGCGAUGACGCGGCAGAGAAGGCGAACGAUGUGAAAGAAUCGACUGCUACUGCUACCUCGGAAGCUGCUUCCUCAAACGGUAGCGAGAAGACGGAAGCUGCAACUGCAGCUUCGCCUACUCCAGCUGCCGCCGUUGCAGCAGAAGAUGACUUUGGCUUGGCGUGGGAGGUCUUGGAUUUGUGCCGUGUGCUCCAGACUCGUGCAGUGGAGCAACUCGAUUCGAAGGACGAAAAGUCCCGGCUGGCAGACGUUCUGGAUUUGCUUGGUGAAAUUUCACUGGAGAACGAAAGCUUUGAGCAGGCCGCUCAAGACUUGCAGGAGGCCUUGCUUUGGAAACAACAAGUUCUCGAAGCAAACAGUACUUUGUUGAGUGAAGCUCAUUACAAACUAGCACUGGCUCUCGAGUUUACUGCUCUCGAAGACGGUAGCGGCAAAAAGGAAGCACUCAAACAUGUGGAAGCUGCUGCAGACAUCAUACAACACGUCCUUGAUGCGAAGCGUGCGGCGACAAGCUCUAAAAAGGGAAAGGAGAAGGAGGAUCCUACUCUGACUUCGUUCCAGCAAAUGCUCGACGAUUUGCACCAAAAGGCGCAGGACUUGCAGGCCGAAGAGAAGCCCGACUUGGAGAAGGAGCUCACCACGAGUGCGGUUGCCGGUUCUCUCCUUUCAGCUCCUCGUGAUCAACUUCAAAAGCUCGUCGCUGAUGCCAUUCAAAAUGCUAAUGACUUGGGAUCACUUGUUAAACGCAAGCGUCCCAAGACCGAUGACGGAGAAAAGGGAGAGAAGGCGAAGCGUGCUAAGUAA